AUGGCGGACGAAAAAUACGUUGAGAAAAGAGCAGCAGCAAAAGUUCCCAUUGCCGGGAAACGGAACAUACUAGUAACAAGUGCUCUGCCGUACGUCAACAAUGUUUCUCACUUGGGAAAUAUCAUCGGCUGUGUGUUGAGUGGCGAUGUGUUUGCUAGGUAUUGUCGAUUGAGGGGAUACAACACUAUAUACAUUAGUGGAACUGAUGAGUAUGGAACAGCUACCGAAACUAAAGCAUUGGAAGAAAAUUGCACCCCCAAAGAAAUUUGCGAUAAAUAUCACGCAAUUCACAGAGAUGUAUAUAAAUGGUUUGAUAUAAGUUUUGAUGAAUUUGGACGAACUUCAUCGCCACAACAGACCGAGGUUUGCCAAGAAAUUUUUAAAAAGUUAUUGGAUAACAAUUGUCUUUCUGAGGACACUAUGCAGCAGCUUUACUGUGAUAAGUGCCAGAAAUUUUUAGCUGACCGCCUUGUUAUAGGUACCUGCCCAAAAGCAGGUUGUAAUUAUGAUGCGGCACGAGGUGAUCAAUGUGAAAAUUGUGGCAAACUAUUAAAUCCAACGGAACUUAUUAAUCCUAAAUGCAAGGUUUGUGAAAAGAGUCCUCGUAUCCGUGACACAAGUCACUUGUUUCUUGAGCUUCCACUGUUGGAGGAUAGACUGCGGGAGUACAUUAGCAGCAUGUCGGUGGCUGGAUCAUGGAGCCAGAAUGCUAUUCAAGCGACAAAUGCAUGGCUCAGAGAAGGCUUAAGGCAGCGGUGUAUUACUAGAGAUCUCAAGUGGGGGGUUCCUGUCCCUCAUGAGAGAUUCAAAGACAAGGUUUUUUACGUCUGGUUUGAUGCACCGAUUGGGUAUGUCUCGAUCACUUCGUGUUACACACCUGAGUGGAGAUUAUGGUGGCAAAAUCCUGAAAAUGUGGAGUUGUAUCAGUUUAUGGGAAAGGAUAAUGUACCCUUUCACACUGUAAUGUUUCCCUCUACUCUUCUUGGAACUAAUGAGAACUGGACAUUGAUGAAGACCAUCAGUGUAACAGAGUACCUAAACUAUGAAAUAGGUGUGUUUUAUGCUUUUCUCUCUACAGAAAGUAAAUUCUGGAAGCUUUACAAGGAAGAUCUACCUUCAUGUUCCAUAGUCAUGAAAACUUCAGUGGGAGUAGUUUAUCUUCUUGCUUGCCUGUUAGAGCCUUUUAUGCCCUCAUUUUCCAUUAAGGUACUGAAGCAACUUUCUUUGCCCCUCCAACUUUCCCUCUCUGAUGAGAAGGGAGAUGUAGGGAAGGCCAAAAGGCCAUGGGAACUGGUACCUGCUGGCCACAAAAUUGGGAUACCUGCUGGCCACAAAAUUGGGAAAGAUGAGCGUUUAUUUCAAGAACUGAAUGAUGAAGACGUGGAAAAGUUUAGGACAAAGUAUGAUGGCAGUCAAGCUGAACGAGUUGCCAAAGCAAAAAGCCCCACUACUGAAUUGAACAACUCAAAGAGUUUAAUUAUUUUGGCUCUUUGCCUCUCUCUCAUGUUAUUAUGUGUGUACAUACAAGGAUCUUGUUGAACAAGGGUGUUUGCACGGUUUUUUUUGUUAGACUUAAUUACUGAAAUGGUACUUCACGUUUGCGUCAUAUUCUAGUUUCAUAUUUUUCUUUUCGAAA
This is a messenger RNA of Erigeron canadensis, 1636 nucleotides long. RefSeq names its product methionine--tRNA ligase, cytoplasmic-like. The transcript is spliced from 10 exons. The coding region runs from base 1 to 1539 and encodes 512 amino acids. Gene Ontology annotation, biological process: methionyl-tRNA aminoacylation. Gene Ontology annotation, cellular component: cytosol; aminoacyl-tRNA synthetase multienzyme complex. Gene Ontology annotation, molecular function: methionine-tRNA ligase activity; ATP binding. The record is from RefSeq and is a predicted model, not a curated record. Lineage: Eukaryota; Viridiplantae; Streptophyta; Magnoliopsida; Asterales; Asteraceae.